UCUCUUUUUUUAUAGCAAAUAUAAGAUCUAUCAAAGCAAAGCUCUGUAAUCAAGAGAAUCGGGAGAGGAAGAAGAGUAAUGUCAUGCAGCAUGGGAUCUUCAUCGUCUUGUUUUAAUGUGUUACUCAUCAUGAGCCUUUUGGUUCUGAGUUUGUCAGCUGAUGCAUACAAGAACUACACUGUGGGUGAGUCCAAAGGAUGGUUCGAUAUCCAGGAGAGACCCUCUGUAAACUAUCAGAAAUGGGCUGAUUCCAAAUCCUUUUCUUUGGGUGAUUUCCUCAUAUUCAACACAGAUAGCAACCAUUCAGUGGUGCAGACAUAUGACUUCAAAACAUACAAAUCUUGUGAUUACAACAAUAAUGAAGACAAUAGUACAAGAGAGUGGUCAGCUGCAAAACCUUCAGCAACAUCUCCACUUCCGGUCUCGGUAAAAGUUCCUCUUGUCAAAGAAGGUUCCAAUUAUUUCUUCUCAGGAAACUAUGAUGGUGAACAAUGCAAAUUUGGACAGCAUUUCAUGAUAAAUGUAACACAUGGUCAAGGCCUACCUGCUUUAUCAUCACCAGAUGAAGAUGAUGAGACGGCUCCUGGACCAGGCCAAUCUUCUCAAUCUGGUGAUGAUGAAGUUGCUCCUGAUACCAUAGUUCCAGCCAAUUUUGACCAUCCUAAAGAUAUUGAGAGUGAUGAUGGUGAUAGUCUGGUUAAGGGUCGUAAAAAUUCUUCUUCCAUAGCAAAAUAUAAUUUGUUAUGUUUAGUUUUUAUGGGGUUAUUGGCAUCAUUAUUUUAGUCAAUUCUCCUUCGGUUCUGAUGACUACAGGUUUUGUAUGUGUAAUAUAAGCAUGCUGUUUCUUGGAGUUAUAAAAAUAGUUACA
Messenger RNA from Brassica oleracea var. oleracea, 868 nucleotides. RefSeq names its product cucumber peeling cupredoxin-like. Gene Ontology annotation, molecular function: electron transfer activity. Gene Ontology annotation, cellular component: plasma membrane. The record is from RefSeq and is a predicted model, not a curated record. The transcript is spliced from 2 exons. The coding region runs from base 79 to 783 and encodes 234 amino acids. NCBI's taxonomy places the organism in Eukaryota, Viridiplantae, Streptophyta, Magnoliopsida, Brassicales, Brassicaceae.